AUGCUGGAGGAGCCCCGGUCUCGGCCUCCGCCCUUGGGCUUCGCGGGUCUCCUGUUCUUGGCUUUGUUCAGUCGGGCUCUAAGCAAUGAGAUUCUGGGCCUAAAACUUCCCGGUGAGCCGCCGCUGACGGCCAACACCGUGUGCUUGACCCUGUCCGGCCUGAGUAAGCGGCAGCUGGGCCUGUGCCUACGCAGCCCCGACGUGACGGCGUCCGCGCUGCAAGGGCUGCACAUCGCUGUUCACGAGUGUCAGCACCAGCUGCGCGACCAGCGCUGGAACUGCUCGGCACUGGAGGGCGGCGGCCGGCUGCCGCACCACAGCGCCAUCCUCAAGCGCGGUUUCCGUGAAAGUGCUUUCUCCUUCUCCAUGCUGGCUGCCGGGGUCAUGCAUGCUGUCGCUACAGCCUGCAGCUUGGGCAAGCUGGUGAGCUGUGGCUGCGGCUGGAAGGGCAGUGGUGAGCAGGACCGGCUCCGGGCCAAGCUGCUGCAGCUUCAGGCACUGUCUCGGGGCAAGAGUUUUCCACACUCACAGUCCAGCCCUAUCUCUGGCUCAGGGCCCAGCCCUGGCCCCCAGGACACGUGGGAAUGGGGUGGCUGUAACCAUGACAUGGACUUUGGAGAGAAGUUCUCUCGGGAUUUCCUGGAUUCUAGAGAAGCUCCACGGGACAUCCAAGCGAGAAUGAGAAUCCACAACAACAGGGUGGGGCGCCAGGUGGUAACAGAAAAUCUGAAACGGAAAUGCAAGUGCCACGGCACCUCAGGCAGCUGUCAAUUCAAGACUUGUUGGAGGGCAGCUCCAGAGUUCCGGGCCAUCGGGGCAGCAUUGAGGGAGCGGUUGGGCAGAGCCAUCUUCAUCGAUACCCACAACCGCAAUUCUGGAGCCUUCCAGCCCCGCCUACGUCCCCGUCGUCUCUCAGGAGAGCUAGUCUACUUCGAGAAGUCUCCCGACUUCUGUGAGCGAGAUCCUGCGGUGGGCUCACCAGGCACUAGAGGCCGGGCUUGCAACAAGACGAGCCGCCUGUUGGAUGGCUGUGGCAGCCUGUGCUGUGGGCGUGGGCACAAUGUGCUCCGGCAGACGCGGGUGGAGCGCUGCCAUUGCCGUUUCCACUGGUGCUGCUACGUGCUGUGUGAUGAAUGCAAGGUCACAGAAUGGGUCAAUGUGUGUAAGUGA
This is a messenger RNA of Microtus ochrogaster (prairie vole), 1170 nucleotides long. It is a transcript of the gene Wnt10b, whose product is annotated as Wnt family member 10B. Gene Ontology annotation, cellular component: extracellular region. Gene Ontology annotation, biological process: neuron differentiation; cell fate commitment; multicellular organism development. The record is from RefSeq and is a predicted model, not a curated record. NCBI's taxonomy places the organism in Eukaryota, Metazoa, Chordata, Mammalia, Rodentia, Cricetidae. Gene Ontology annotation, molecular function: frizzled binding; cytokine activity.